Messenger RNA from Ostrea edulis (European flat oyster), 1164 nucleotides. RefSeq lists its product as uncharacterized. The transcript has a single exon. The record is from RefSeq and is a predicted model, not a curated record. Lineage: Eukaryota; Metazoa; Mollusca; Bivalvia; Ostreida; Ostreidae. The coding region runs from base 1 to 1164 and encodes 387 amino acids.
AUGUCAAACGCCGACCAGAGUGUACAUUUAAACAAAGGACAAGAAAACCAAUUAACACAGCAACAAAUUCAGCGCAUGAUCGAUUACUUAAUGGAGAACACGGAUUAUAAGAUCAUUACGAAUGAGGAAUACGAGAUACUGCAACCGUCUGCACGCAGUACACCCGUGCGCUCAACGGAAAGUGGCGCAAGGCCAAAAGAAUUCCAACGUACUGUCAAAUUUGAGGAUCCGCCUCAACAGCAAAAUCAACCGCCGAUGGAUACUCGUAAAAGUUUUGUUUAUGACGCAACGAGUGUAAGGCCUCGGUUUACAAACUUUUCCGGUGAGGAAAAAUCGGACACGUCAUUUGAAGUCUGGAAAAAUGACGUGAAGUGCGCAAUACAGGAUGGAUCAGCAUCAACAAGCAUGAUACUACAAGCUAUUCGUUCAUCUCUUAAAGGAAAGGCUAGGAGCUUGCUAUUAACAUUACCAAUGGAUGCAACACCAGAUGAAAUUCUACAAAAAUUGGACGGCAUCUAUGGAAAUAUUUACCCGAGCGAAAAGCUUCUCGAACAAUUCUAUGAAGCAAAACAGCAAGAAGGAGAAUCUGUCGCAGAUUAUGGAAUGAGACUGGAGAAUUUGCUUCAAACAUGCAUUGAAAGGAAAACCAUUAACAGUGCUUCGAGAAAUGAGAUGCUGAGAACUAAGUUAUGGUCAGGACUCAGUGACAUCAGCUUACGGAAUGCUAGUCGUUACAAAUACGACACAAUCGACGAUUUUGAAACGUUGCGAAGGGAAUUACGCACCAUUGAAUUAGAUAUAAAAACCUCAUUAUCUACUUCAGGUUCCGCAAUACUGGACAAAAAGAAGUCGCAGGUAUCGAAAAUAGGAGGAAAACCAGAUACAGAUACAUCUUUAGAUGUCAUCCUCAAGAAACUGGAGCAGAUGGAUAAAAGGAUGGUUGAAGUUGAAAAAGAGGUCAGAUGGUUAAGGAACAAUAACAGCCAGUUGACCCAGAACGAUCCUAAUUUUCGAUCAGGGCCGAGAGAUUACGGUAAUUCUGAGAAUCGUGGUAAAUCUUCUAGACCAUUUAACAAAGGCAAAGGAAACGGUUCACACAAAGGAAAUUCGUAUAGAAGUUAUAGAGAGAGUAGGCGAAAUAGUAAUGCCGAUCUAAACGACUAG